This is a messenger RNA of Carica papaya (papaya), 958 nucleotides long. RefSeq names its product SWIB/MDM2 domain superfamily protein. Lineage: Eukaryota; Viridiplantae; Streptophyta; Magnoliopsida; Brassicales; Caricaceae. The record is from RefSeq and is a predicted model, not a curated record.
GCAGAGCGGCCUGAAAAUCAAUUUGGGAUUUCACUAGUUAGUCAGUAGUCUGACAGAGACAUACGAGGGAAGAGCUCAAUGUCUUCCAUGGCAGCUAGGGUUUUCAAUGGUUGCAGGACACUCUUAGCUCCUGCUACAUCGACAUCCAAGUCCUCCGCCGUUGCUGCCGCUGCUGCUUCGAAAAAAUCUAAAAUCACCGAAACGGCUAAAGAGAAGGCAAAAUCAAAAACAGCAGCAUCAGCACCACCUCGAGCCUUUGUGAGGCCUAGUGGAAUUCAAAAGGUGAGCCCUGUCUCCCCUGCCCUCGCUCGUUUCAUAGGUUCCUCUGAAUCAUCCCGCAGCGACGCCGUCAAGAAGAUCUGGACGUAUAUCAAGGCAAACAAUCUCCAGAAUCCCUCAGAUAAGAGGCAGAUUGUUUGUGAUGAGAAGCUGAAGACUCUGUUUGAUGGUAAAGACACAAUUGGAUUCCUUGAGAUAGCGAAGUAUCUUUCUCACCACUUUGUUAAGACUGGUUAAUUGCUGAUUCAAAUAUCAACUUUGGGUUUGGUGGGUCUGGAUUGGUGCCCCUACUCAUUACUUCUCAAGCACUUACAACCAUUUUUUCCGCGUUUUGGACUGUCAUGUUGAUAUUAACUUGUUUGGGAACAGAACUUUGUGGGCUGGCUUUGUCAAUGAACAGGUAAUUAGCAGGCUUGUUGUAAAAGUUUGCCUAGGAUAAACUUGUAGGCCUUGUAACGUGGUUUCAUGAUUCAUCUUGCUGUUGCAAGUUGGUUAUGCUGAAUUUCCUCUUUUUAUUUUUAUUUUUGUUUUUAUUUUUACUCCAAAGCAAGACAGACUUACAGUUAUGGUGCACGUGGUUGUGCCUUUUGCAUGUAAGUUAGAAGGUAGAGUACAUGAGGAUUAUGCAUGUAACUAAGCUCUGUUAAGCACAUUGUGAUGCUUCUUGCUUAUUUCUCCA